Messenger RNA from Phanerochaete carnosa HHB-10118-sp, 1092 nucleotides. RefSeq lists its product as uncharacterized. The transcript has 9 exons. Lineage: Eukaryota; Fungi; Basidiomycota; Agaricomycetes; Polyporales; Phanerochaetaceae. Bases 1 to 1092 code for a protein of 363 amino acids. Gene Ontology annotation, cellular component: mitochondrion. The record is from RefSeq and is a predicted model, not a curated record. Gene Ontology annotation, molecular function: protein-containing complex binding.
AUGUUGGCAGUUGCUGCGCGUCGUGUCCAGCCAAAGGUACUUGCCCCGCAGACGCGCGCGAUACACGACCUACUCAGCCUCCCCAACAAGCCCGUUAUCUCGUAUGGCCCGCCGGGGCGAAGCGCGGACACCGGCCAUGUUGUAACUGUCUUUGGAUGCACAGGUUUCCUUGGACGUUAUCUAGUGGCAAAGCUCGCCAAGGCGGGCAGCCAAAUUAUUGUUCCAUACCGCGAUGAGGAUGAGAAGAGGCACUUGAAGCCCAUGGGGGAUCUCGGUCAGAUCGUACCCAUGGAAUGGAACCUCCGUCGUGCCGACCAGAUCGAGGAGUGCCUCAGACAUUCCGACACCGUAUACAAUCUUGUUGGACGCGACUACGAGACCAAGAACUUCAAGUUUCGCGAUGUUCAUGUAGACGGCGCAGAGCGCAUCGCGAAGAUUGCUGCGCAAGCCGGAGUUCCGCGUUUCAUUCAAGUCUCCCAUCUCAAUGCUUCGCUCGACACUACUUCGACAUUCUACAAGUCACGUUUUGAGGGCGAAGAGAAGGUGAAGGCGGCAUAUCCCGGUGCAACCAUUGUCCGUCCGGCCGCAAUGUACGGUUACGAGGACAGGUUCUUGAACAAUAUGGCUAUCUGGCCUAUCUGGUGGAAGCUGAACCAUAUGAAGACGAAAAUUCGGCCAGUGCAUGUUAUGGACGUCGCCCAGGCUCUGACCAAUAUCCUUGAAGUUCCUUCGCUUCCUGGUCUGCUCAACCUUCCCGGUCCCUCGACGCUCACCUACGAGUAUCUGCUCGCUCUUGUCUCCUCUGUGACCUGCCAGCCGCCGUCGCGCGCUCCUACCGUACCCAAGCAGAUUGCGCUGCUCUCCGCACGGGCAGCACAGAAUAUCUGGUGGCCCGCAUUGAGCCCGGAUGAAGUUGAGCGGCGGUAUAUCAGCGACACCGAGGUUCCCGGCGAUUGGGACAAGGUUGGCGUGGAGCCGACGGAGAUUGAGGACAGCGCGAUCCUGUACCUGAGGAGAUACCGCUCCGCGGAGAACUACGUUCGUCCUGUCGUCCUGCCGCCUUCUCGCGAGUCUCCGUACGAGUUCUCAUAG